This is a messenger RNA of Aspergillus clavatus NRRL 1, 2217 nucleotides long. RefSeq names its product RNA-dependent ATPase ROK1 (gene rok1). Gene Ontology annotation, biological process: maturation of SSU-rRNA. Gene Ontology annotation, cellular component: 90S preribosome. Gene Ontology annotation, molecular function: ATP binding; nucleic acid binding; RNA helicase activity. The coding region runs from base 1 to 2217 and encodes 738 amino acids. The record is from RefSeq and is a predicted model, not a curated record. The transcript has a single exon. Lineage: Eukaryota; Fungi; Ascomycota; Eurotiomycetes; Eurotiales; Aspergillaceae.
AUGGACGCCUUUAAGCUGUUGACAAGAGCCACCAAGCUGAAGACGGGCGCCACCCCAUCUUCAGCACAGAGCUCAACCCGGCUCCCGUCAACGGGCAAGGCCGAGAACCCGCAGCUUUUCCGGAACUCCGAGGCUGAGAAGGUCUUGGAGCAAGCUCAGCAGGGGAAGAAGAGGAAGCGGACUGCUGCCGCCGAGGCGCGGGAUGCAGACGACGAUGCGGCGGAGUUGAAUUUCUUUGGUGCGCGCAAGGCCGCGGUUUCGAGUACUCCGACGUCGAAAGAGGAGAAGCAGGAGCAGGAGCGGUCCGGCGAGGAUGAUGCGUCGGACGAGGAAGUUGAGUUUAUGGAUGAGGUGCAGCGUCGUACGGUGCUGAAUGCGCAUAAGAUCAAAGUAACGGAUCUGCGCGAUUUGGAGGAGAUCCAGCCUGUGCGCGUUGCGAGCGAGGAGCCCAAGAAGAAAAAGAAGAAGAGAAAGCAACAGGAAGAGGAAGAAUCUAAAGUACCACUUACUAAGAAGGAGCAGAAGAAGGCGCGAAGGCUGUAUCCUGAGCCUCUCGUUUCAUUCAAAGAGCUGCGAUCGAAGUACAAGAUCUCUAGCCGGCUCGCAGAGAAUAUCGCUGAGCAGGGCUUUACGGUUCCAACAGAGGUUCAGCUCGGUACUUUGCCACUGUUGUUGGGAGGGUUUGAGUCCAAGGCUGGUGAGAGCGUCGAGCCAGAUCUCCUGGUCGUUGCGCCGACGGGAAGUGGAAAGACUCUGUCCUUCCUGAUUCCUGUGAUCAACAAGAUUGUGCGCCACCACCAUGAUCAGAGCCAGGAGCAGGAACGUGGGAUUUUCUCCAUCAUUGUUGCACCGACCAAGGAACUUGCUAGCCAAAUCGUGAACGAGGGAAGGAAGCUGGUUCAUGGGACUGGUGUGAAGAUCGCCCUCAUGAAGAAGGGCAUGCGGGUAGUAGAGCGCGAAGACGAGGAUGACGAUGGCGACGAUAGCUCCAGUGAAGAUGGCGAUGAAUCUUCAGAAUCGGAACAUGAAGAACGGCCGAUCGCAAAGAAGAGCAAGGGCAAAGCGCCUGUCACCAAAAGCGAUAUCCUCGUUACAACACCUUUGCAACUCGUCAAUGCGCUCUCAACGAAUCAAACCAAGCCUAUGGCUACCUUGCCGUUGGUGAGAAACAUCGUUCUUGACGAAGCAGACGUCCUCCUAGACCCCCUGUUUCGGGACCAGACUCUUAACAUCUGGCGUGCCUGCACGCACCCUGAGCUCCGAGCAAGCUUGUGGUCAGCCACCAUGGGCUCCAAUGUUGAAGAUCUUGCCAAAUCCACCAUCAAAGAGCGGAAGGAAGCCGUCAAUCAGACAAAGUCCUACCCAUUGCUUCGUCUCGUCGUUGGACUGAAGGACUCCGCUAUCCCCAACAUCGAGCAUAAGUUGAUUUACGCCGCCACGGAGCAGGGAAAGCUGUUGGGCUUGAGACAACUCCUCCACCCAACCGCAGCGUCAGCAUCAGAUGUCCGCCUUCGUCCACCCUUCCUUAUCUUCACCCAGACCAUUCCCAGAGCCGUGGCUUUGCACUCUGAACUACGAUACGACAUUCCAACCGAGGCUGGCGGCUCAUCGCGAAUUGCAGUGCUUCACUCGGACUUGUCAGAUGGCCAACGAUCCGAGAUCAUGAAGAACUUCCGCAAGGGUGAGAUUUGGAUCCUGGUGACUACGGAUCUUCUGGCACGUGGCGUGGACUUCCGCGGCAUCAACGGUGUUGUCAACUACGACAUUCCAAAUUCUGCUGCCGUCUACGUUCACCGUGUCGGACGAACCGGACGAGCCGGCCGCGAAGGUGGCAUUGCAGUGACAUACUACACCAAGGAAGAUAUCCCCUACGUCAAGAGCAUCGCCAAUAUCAUCGACGUGAGUGAAAAGUUGCGUGGCAAGACUGGAGAAAAGUCUAUCCAGAAGUGGCUGUUGGAUGCUUUGCCGGACCUGAGCAAGAAGGACAAGAAGGAGCUGAAGAAGCACGGCGUCAAAGCUAGACAGUCCAACCUCAAGAGCGACAAAGAUGACAAGGAGCACCGGAAGACGAGAAUCAGUACCAAGAGCGGGUUCGAGCGACGGAUUGAGAACAAAAAGAAGGCGCUUAUUGCAGCCAACCGCAACAGAAAGUCCCAAGCACAGUCAGCCGCGGACGGUGACAGUGGCAAUGAGAGCUGGGAUGGUCUGGAGAACUAG